AUGGAGGUACACAUUGGACUCGGAAGGGUAUACAAGCAGCCUCCCGGGAAGAUGAUCCGGGGAGCCUUCGAAAAUCUUUUCCUGAGUGUGAGGGAGGCGCUGCAGGGUGAGCGGAGAACAGUGAUAGAGGGAGCCCAGACAGCGACUACUUGGAGAGAUCCUGGGGGCAGCCACUCAACUUCUAGCUGGAGCGAAGGCUCGGAAGCGCAGCCCCUGCCCUCCUGGACUGACCCCAGGGUUGACCACCUGUCUCCUAGCUGGGGAGAGUCACAGGGCGCGCAGCCAGACGCAGCAGCGCCUCGGAGUCCGCGUGCUCAGGCAUCCCAGUUUCCGGGACUGAGCAGCUGCCCCUCGGAGCUGAAGGAGAUUCUGGGAGAUCAGAGAGGGAUGCUGGAAAGCGACGACAGGUCCUCCGAUCACCCCCAGAAGGAAAGUUACUCUAGAGCUCCACAGGGGAUCUCUGACAACGCUAAAGAGCUCUGCAAAGCGGUGUCCGUGUCACUGGGGCUCAGCAUGGAGGCUCUGGAGCAUCUGAACCCAGGCGCAGAGACACAGAGAGGUGACUGUAUGUUUGCCGGGCCCCCCACACAUACUCUAGAUGCCCACAAGUGCCAAGUGGGAGAGGAGGAGAAGAGUGACACAUCCUCUCCCCAGUACCAUGAAGGUACAUUUAGGAGGAGCAGUCAGAUCAACUUUCCAGCUGGCAAAGCCCCAGUGGAUGGCAGGGCACUGGGUACGGAGGAGAAAGAGCAGCCUUGCACAGACUUGGCAUUGCCAGAGCCCGUAGGCUUCAGGCACCGUGGCAUGGAGCUGGCACCCAGCCUCACUCUGUACAAGCCCACCACCUUCAUGGAGGAGACUCCUGUUUUCUCAGGAAGGGACUAUUACAGCUUUCAGAUGGCACUUACACCACAUGGCAGGAUAAAGGUAGAGGGACCCAUGGAAUAUGCGGGCAAUGCCUGGGGGGCACCUGCCAGAUACAGCGAACUGUCAGGCUUUGCCCACUGUGGUCCACCUGGCAGUUGGCACUCUUUGUUCGAAGAAGGGCAGUCCAGUGGCUCCUAUGCAGAUGCCAGCCUGUACAACUAUCAGCGAAGUCAUGUGCCACCUGGGCCAGAUGGCGAAUACCCACCGGACUCUUGGUAUCCAGGACCAGCAAUCUUGGGUAGAGUACCCUAUGGCGGCCCCAUGAAGAGUGAGAUGUCACCUUGGAUGGAGGGUUACCCAGGCGCAUUUGGAGAGAUGCGGCUAGAGGCUGGCAGAGAUCACCUGUUACCCAUUGAUUAUUACUUCCCACCACAGAAAACGUGUCUGAUCUGUGGUGAUGAGGCCUCCGGCUGCCACUACGGAGCUCUAACAUGUGGAAGCUGCAAAGUCUUCUUUAAGAGAGCUGCUGAAGGGAAACAGAAGUACCUUUGUGCCAGCCGCAAUGACUGUACAAUUGACAAAUUUCGGAGGAAAAACUGCCCAUCCUGCCGUCUGCGGAAAUGUUACGAGGCCGGCAUGACAUUAGGAGCACGAAAGCUGAAAAAGUUGGGAAACCUAAAGGCUCAGGAGGAGAUGGAGGGAUCUUCUGGACAAGGGGAGAGUAGCAGAGAGAUGACACCUAGUAUGUCCAUGCCACAACUUGAGGGUUACAGUUGUCAACCCAUCUUCCUAAAUGUUUUGGAGGCCAUUGAACCAAUAGUGGUGUGUUCAGGGCAUGACAACAACCAACCCGACAGCUUUGCUCUGCUUCUCAGUAGCCUCAAUGAGCUGGGUGAAAGGCAACUGGUGCAUGUGGUGAAGUGGGCAAAGGCAUUGCCAGGCUUCCGUAACCUGCAUGUAAACGACCAAAUGACUGUGAUUCAGUACUCCUGGAUGGGGCUUAUGAUCUUCGCCAUGGGCUGGAGGUCAUUCAAAAAUGUCAAUUCUAGGAUGCUGUACUUUGCCCCAGAUUUGGUGUUUAAUGAGUAUCGAAUGCACAAAUCCCGCAUGUACAGUCAGUGUGUCCGCAUGCGACACCUCGCACAGGAAUUUGGAUGGUUACAGAUCACUCCAGAGGAGUUCCUCUGCAUGAAGGCUCUUCUGCUCUUCAGCAUUAUUCCAGUGGAAGGUUUGAAGGACCAGAAGUGCUUUGAUGAGCUGAGGAUGAAUUACAUCAAGGAACUUGAUCGUGUCAUUUCCUGCAAGAGGAACAACCCAGCAGCCAGCUCAAGGCGCUUUUUUCAGCUCACCAAGCUUCUGGAUUCUGUGCAGCCGAUUGCCCGUGAGCUGCACCAGUUUACCUUCGACCUGUAUGUAAAGGCACAAAUGGUGAGCGUGGAUUUUCCUGAGAUGAUGUCUGAGAUCAUUUCUGUCCAAGUUCCCAAGAUCCUGUCUGGCAGAGUCAAGCCCCUGUACUUCCAUAAUUCAUGAAGAGUACAGCCCCCCUGCACUGUGCCUUAGGGGUCAUCAUGCAGAGAUUUGCAAACUGGACUCCAUCUCUAGUCUUUUGCAUGUCAUGCUAGAAAGACAUGGACUCUGCAUUUAAUUAUGUAUGUAUGUACAGAACAGGUGUCGUGGAAACAAUGCUCCAUUUGUGCCCCAUGCCACUAAACAAUGGAUGACCGUUCAAAGUAUAAUGCUAUUGCUGGAACUGUUGUGAAACUAUUAUCUCCUGCCUUUUAGGGAGUAAGAAAGGGUUAAAUGCUGGGCAUUCCUGGAGGGCACUGUGACUUAUAUACAUGUAUGUGUUUAUAGAAUAUGUCCAUGCGCACAGGCAUAGCCAGGAACAAAGCUUCAUGUUAUCUCACAAAUCCCUGAAUUUGUUGUAUAAAAUAUUAUUCUCUGCCUAGAUUCUUAUCAUUUAUGGAUCACAACCAAGCCCGUGUUAACCCCUAUAUUCCCUAUAGAAAAAUAAAUCAUUUAAGUGACAUUGGUGAGCAACUGCUCCUAAAGCACCUGUUGCGCACCCAUCUGAAAGGGUUAAUCCUAAUGGUGCAUUUGUCUUCAAGCCAGGAGACUCCGAGGCAAAACAAAAAAGUAAUUAAUUACUUCAAGCUAGAUAGAUCUUGCCCUUCUUAUACAUCAUUCUGAAUGAGCACCACAGCUGUACUUAUAAUAGUGGUUUAAUGCUGGCUUUAGUAGCCUGAUGGAUAAUGGAGAAGCUCAGAUUACCUUACAUGUCUGUUUUAGAGCAGCAAAGUUUAGAAGAAGCCCCUCUGUCAGAGUUCAUUUAAAGCCAACCACACUUAUUCAUAUCUUCUGGCAUCUUGGAUCCAGGACUCCUCAGUAACUCAGUCCCUUCAAAAUUGAUCAUGUUCAAAAAGUGACCGAGUUAGGGAGCCGUUCUAAGCUAUGUGAAUGUAGCUAAAAACUCCUUAAAGGAAUAAUUUUAUUUUAAACUAUUUUUACAUUGUUACAAAAACUACUCACAUCACUGUGAGAAGUAACAUUU
Molecule: messenger RNA, 3418 nt
Organism: Spea bombifrons (plains spadefoot toad)
Lineage: Eukaryota; Metazoa; Chordata; Amphibia; Anura; Pelobatidae
Gene: AR
Product: androgen receptor
Exons: 8
Coding region: 1-2397 (798 amino acids)
Biological process (GO): male gonad development; regulation of DNA-templated transcription; androgen receptor signaling pathway
Cellular component (GO): nucleus
Molecular function (GO): zinc ion binding; steroid binding; sequence-specific DNA binding
Source: RefSeq, a predicted model, not a curated record